GCUCUUGUUCUCUCAUACACUAACCAGAAAAAGAGACAGGACUGAGUAAAAGAGAGAAAGAGAGGAACUUGAGGCGUGCAGAGACAGACAGAGACAAAACAUUUGUCUGGCUUCAACAUGUCUCCCUGGAUCAGGACCACCAGUGAAAGAUAUGGUGUUGUUAAGUGGAAUUUUGCAGCAAAAUCAGAGAAGCAGCUGUCUCUUGCUGUGGGUGAAACAGUGCACAUAGAGAAAGCAUGUGAAGGUUGGUAUAUGGGAUAUGUGGCCCGGAACAAAGAGAAGAAAGGCGCCUUUCCUGCAAACUUCAUUGAGCUAAAGGAAGUUAUCAUUGAAAAAAGGGGAAAUGAAGAGGAAGUGACCUCGGCUGAAAUGCCCCUGGUGAAGGAAGUUACUACCACACUGAGGGAAUGGGGCAGCAUCUGGAAGCAGUUAUUUGUGGUCAGUAAGAAGGAGAGAUUCAGCCAGGUGCAGGCACUGAUGUGGGAUCUGAUGGAGUGGCGUUCUCAGCUGCUCUCUGGCACGCUGCCUGGAGAUGAGUUUAAGGAACUCAAACAGAAAGUCACAUCUAAAAUCGACUAUGGAAACAAGAUUCUGGAGUUAGAUCUGGUAGUGAGGGAUGUGAACGGUAAUAUCUUAGACCCUGACAAUGCCAGUGUUAUUAGCUUGUUCAGAGCUCACGAGGAUGCCACUGCAAAGAUUACUGAACGUAUCAAAGAAGAGCAGUCUAAUGUCCAGAUGGAUCACUCUGGAGUCUCGGCACGGAUCCAGUCCUCUCCCACACACAGCCUCUACGUGUUCGUGCGCAAUUUUGUCUGUCGCAUUGGAGAAGAAUCCGAGCUCUUCAUGUCUCUGUAUGACCCCCUCAAACAAGUGAUCAUCAGUGAGAACUAUCUAAUAAGAUGGGGGGAUAAAGGAUUUCCUAAAGAUGUUGAAAUGCUCAACAACCUGAAGGUGGUGUUUACAGAUUUAGGGAACAAGGACCUGAACAGAGAGAAGAUUUAUCUCAUAUGUCAGAUUGUACGCGUUGGCCGUAUGGACCUUAAGGAGACUCAUAAGAAAUGCACGUUAGGACUGCGCAGGCCGUUUGGGGUUGCAGUGAUGGACAUCAGCGACAUCAUCAAAGGAAAGACAGAGUGUGAUGAAGAAAAGCAGUACUUUAUUCCUUUUCAGCCGGUUUUGGCUGAGAACGACUUUCUUCACACCCUCCUGACCAAAGUGACCACCUCCAGAGGGGACAGUGGAGGACAGGGCCUGUGGGUGACAAUGAAGGCUCUGGUUGGUGAUAUCGUUCAGAUCCGUAAAGAAUACCCCCACCUUGUGGACCGGAGCACUGUUGUGGCCCGCAAGUUGGGCUUUCCAGAGAUCAUCAUGCCAGGAGACAUCCGCAAUGAUAUCUACCUCACCCUCCACUCAGGAGACUUUGACAAGUACAACAAAACUACACAGAAGAACGUAGAGGUCAUCAUGCUUGUGUGUGACGAGGAGGGCAAAUUGGUACCGAAUGCUAUCUGUUUAGGAGCAGGAGAUAAACCAGUAACUGAAUACAGAUCCGUCAUCUACUACCAGAUUAAACAACCACGCUGGAUGGAAACAUUUAAGGUGGCGAUCCCUCUGGAGGAAAUGCAGAGGAUUCACUUGCGCUUCAUGUUUCGUCAUCGCUCUUCUCAAGAGUCAAAGGAUAAGAGUGAGAAAAACUUUGCCAUGGCAUUUGUGCGCCUGAUGAAGGAGGAUGGCACAGUGAUGCGGGAUGGACAGCAUGAUCUGGUGGUAUUUAAGGGCGAUAGCAAGCGCAUGGAGGAUGUGAGCUCAUACCUGUCUUUACCCUCUGAGCGCACAAACAGUGACACCCACAAAGGGUCGACGCUGAUGAGGCACAACAGCACUGCGGGCAGCCUGUCGGUCAGCUCACGAGACAGCUUCAUCAUUUCCACCCUCGUCUGCUCCACCAAACUCACUCAGAACGUGGGUUUGUUGGGUCUGCUCAAAUGGAGGACUCGGCCCGAGCUGCUCAAAGAAAACCUACAAGACUUGAAACUCAUUGAUGGCGAGGAAGUCGUCAAGUUUCUGCAGGACACACUUGAUGCCCUGUUUAACAUCAUGAUGGAGCAUUCUCAGACUGAUGAUUAUGACAUACUGGUAUUUGAUGCACUGAUCUACAUCAUAGGCUUGAUUGCAGACAGAAAGUUUCAGCAUUUUAACACAGUGCUGGAGGCUUACAUUAAACAGCAUUUCAGUGCCACGCUGGCGUACAAGAAGUUGAUGUCAGUGUUGAAGACGUAUUUGGACGUGUCCAGUCGGGGAGAAGCGUGCGAGCCCAUUCUCCGCACACUGAAAGCUCUCGAGUACAUCUUCAAGUUCAUCGUACGCUCCCGCAUGCUGUAUUCCCAGCUUUAUGAAGGGAAGGAGCAAGCUGAGUUUGAAGAUUCUCUAAAAGGCCUAUUUGAAUCCAUCAACAGGCUGAUGAAGAGUGAUUACAACACCACCCUACUGCAGCAGGUGGCAGCUCUGAAGUACUUGCCUGCUGUGCUGCAAGAUAUUGAGACUGUUUUCGAUGCAAAGCUGCUCAGUAAGUUGCUGUAUGAUUUCUACACCUGUAUUCCCCCGGAAAAGUUGCAGAAGCAUAAGGUGGCCUCCAUGACCGAGAUUGUCAGCAGCCGCCUUUUCAGGAGGAAGGAUUGUCGUGACAUAAUGUUACCCAUGAUGCUUAAGGAGCUGAGUGGGGCAUUGUCUGAUGUGGGAGACGGGCCACAGGAUGAAAGGCGGAACAGUGUGGAGCUCCUCAACAACAUCCUGGAGGUUCUCAGUCGCAAGGAUGUGGGGGACACGUUUCAGCACAUUCAGGACAUUGUGACGUCUCUGCUGAGGACGAUAAACCGCACAGUCAUCAUCAUGGGCCGAGAGCACGCCCUCAUUUCUCGUGUGGUGGCCUGUAUGACUGCUAUAUUGAGUCAGAUGGAUGAUCGACACUAUUCCAGCUACAUUGAGACCUUCAGCGGUACAACUGACCUAGUGGACUUUUUGAUGGAGGCAUUUCUGCUGUUCAAGGAUUUGAUCGGUAAACAUGUUUAUCCUUCUGACUGGGUCACCAUGAUCAUGGUACAGAACAGAGUGUUUCUCCGCGCCAUCAACACCUACGCUGACACCAUGAAUCACAAGUUCCUGGACAACAACAGCUUCGAAGUGCAGUUGUGGAAUAACUAUUUCCAUCUGGCUGUGGCAUUUAUUACCCAGGAGUCUUUGCAGCUCCAGCACUUCUCCCCGACUAAGAGAAACAAGAUACUGGCAAAAUAUGGAGACAUGAGAAGAAAGAUUGGUUUUGCUAUCAGAGACAUGUGGUACAGGCUGGGAGUGAAUAAGAUCUGUUUCAUCCCUGGCAUGGUGGGGCCGAUACUGGAGAUGACUCUAAUCCCCGAAGAAGAGCUUCGCAGAGCUACAAUACCCAUCUUCUUUGACAUGAUGCAGUGCGAAACCAAUCACUCUGGACACUUUAAGAAAUUUGAGAAUGAGAUCAUCCUCAAGUUGGAUCACGAGGUGGAAGGAGGGGGCGGAGACGUUAGAUACAUGGAGCUACUGCAGACCAUAGUAUUAGAGUGUGCCCAGGAGCAACUCCACCUUUUGGCAGAGGUGCGCAACUUUGUUUCCUUGGUGACUGGACUACUGGAACGUCUCCUUGACUACCGCACGGUGAUGAGCGAUGACAGCCGUAACAACCGCAUGAGCUGCACUGUCAAUCUAUUGAAUUUCUACAAAGACAUCAAUCGUGAGGGGAUGUACAUCAGGUACCUCUACAAGCUACGUGAUCUUCAUUUGGAGGGAGAGAACUACACCGAGGCUGCAUACACCCUUCUGCUGCAUUCCAAGCUGCUUAAGUGGUCGGAUGAGCAGUGUGCACCUCAGCUGGAUUUCCAGACUCCUCAGUCACAGCGGCAGCUCAAAGAGACACUUUACGACACCAUCAUCAGCUACUUUGACAAGGGCAAGAUGUGGGAGGAAGCCAUUUCUCUGUGUAAAGAACUUGCAGAGCAGUACGAGAUGGAGGUCUUUGACUAUGAACUACUUGGCCAGAGCCUGAAACAACAGGCCAAGUUCUAUGAGAAUAUUAUGAAGAUCCUGCGACCCAAACCAGAUUACUUUGCUGUUGGGUACUAUGGCUGUGGCUUUCCUCAAUUCCUACGGAACAAGGUGUUUAUCCAUCGUGGGAAAGAAUAUGAGCGCAGGGAAGAUUUCCAGAGCCAGCUGAUGAGUCAGUUCCCCAGUGCUGUCAGACUUAAUACAACUACAAUGCCUGGAGAUGACAUCAGGAAUUCCCCAUUGCAAUACAUCCAGUGCUUCACUGUCCAGCCCGUCCUGGAAAUCCCACCCCGCCUGAUGAACAAGCCUGUUCCUGAUCAGAUUAUCAACUUUUAUAAGUCCAACUAUGUUCAGCGCUUCCAGUACUCCAGACCUGUAAGGAAGGGAAAAGUGGACCCUGAUAAUGAGUUUGCUUCUAUGUGGAUUGAACGCACCACUUUCUUCACUGCAUACAAGUUGCCAGGGAUCCUGCGCUGGUUCGAGGCCACAAACAUGACUCAUUCGACUGUGAGUCCUCUGGAGAAUGCCAUAGAGACGAUGGGAAGCACCAAUGAGAAAAUACUUACAAUGAUCAACCAAUACCAGUGUGACGAGAGUUUACCCAUAAACCCCCUUUCCAUGCUGCUUAAUGGCAUCGUAGAUCCUGCUGUCAUGGGUGGCUUUGCCAAGUAUGAAAAGGCAUUUUUCAUAGAGGAGUACACACAUGAUCAUCCAGAAGAUAAAGAAAAGCUGCACCGCCUCAAAGACCUCAUCGCCUGGCAGAUCCCCUUGCUGGGCCGAGGUAUCGCUCUGCAUGGCAAGAGAGUCACUGACGACCUCCGACCUUUUCAUGACCGGAUGGAGGACUGCUUCAAACAGCUGAAGAAGAAAGUGGAGAAAGAGUAUGGAGCCAGAGAACUGCCUGACAUGGAUGAGAGAAGGUCCACUCGUCCACGGUCUGUCCUUCGCUCAGUUCGGCAAUCCAUCUGUUCGUUAGCAGGAUCAGAAUGUGGAACGCCCACUAAGUUACACCCAGACAAUCUGUCUCUGGACUCAGGGCCACUCACGCCCACCUCCCUGCCCCACUCGAGUGGUAGUAUCAGUGUGAUUGAUGAGAGCGGCACUGAGGUAGAGGUGAAGUUAAGGAAGUCCAAAAAGAAAAAGAAGUUAAGUCGAGGCAGCAUGAUCUUCAUCAGCGAAGAGAAAGAGAGAACGAGCACCCUGGAUCUCAAACGGCUGUCAAAAAAGCAGGAGUUCCGCAGUGAUACAAAUCUAUCAGAGCCCAGUGAACAGAGCAGCCUGGCCAGUAUUAACUCCAGAUCACUGCCUACUAUUACUGGUCUGGCUCUGACAGUAGCCAAUGGCAGUGAGGAUUUGGACUCAGCACGCUCUAAACGGGACAGUAAGAACAUGUCUGCACAUCUGCCUUCUGACCGCACCAGUGACCGGCGCUCCAAAGGAGUUAUUAACCUGCUCUUUAAAAGCAAGCCGAAGGGCGAAGAUGGCAAACCUGCAUCCGAUCCUGCUGGAGAGACUCGUUUUUAACUCUCUUGCCAAAAUGAUUUCCUGGACCUAUACUCUAUAUACCUAUAAAAUAUAUAAAGAUGAUCCAUUCUUUAAUAAGAAGCAAUGAUAUUUGGGUUGUAACUUUUUUAGUAUUACCGAAAUAAUAUUGAGUAUUAAAGCCAAAUACAGAUGUUUUGUAUUUACAGUAUAUUGCAGUGCCUUUCAAAGCAAGUCUGGAAGUGUGGAAGUUUCAUGUGUAAAGAUGAAUCUUUGUUGUUAUAUUACUCUAAAUGCCAUAUGAACCUUUAAUGAAUUAUUAAUAUCAAAAUGCUAAAAGUUUGAAUGAAUUGCUAAGCUGUAUUUUUCUUUAUAUUUGUCAUUAUUA
Molecule: messenger RNA, 5941 nt
Organism: Hemibagrus wyckioides
Lineage: Eukaryota; Metazoa; Chordata; Actinopteri; Siluriformes; Bagridae
Gene: dock2
Product: dedicator of cytokinesis protein 2
Exons: 52
Coding region: 118-5595 (1825 amino acids)
Biological process (GO): cell migration; small GTPase-mediated signal transduction
Cellular component (GO): cytoplasm; plasma membrane
Molecular function (GO): guanyl-nucleotide exchange factor activity; small GTPase binding
Source: RefSeq, a predicted model, not a curated record